GGCGGGGCGGGGCGGGGCGGGGCGGCCGCUGAGCGGGCCCGGGAUCCGACCGGCGGCCUGAGACGCUGCGCGAGCCACAUGCGAGCGGGCGCCUGGAGGCGGCGGCGGCGGCGGCGAAAUCAGCAGCAGCGGCGUUCAGGACGUAGACGCGCCUGCGGCCCGAGGAGCAGCCGCCGCUACAACAGCAACAGCAGCAGCCACUGCAGUUAGAGCAGCAGCAGAAGUCGCCACCGCAGCAACAGUCGCCGCAGCGAGCGGCGCUCAGCGGGCGCGCCCUCCUGAAGGAAGCCGCCCGCCCCCCAUCAUCGUCCCCUCCGGCGUGUUCAUGCCCCCGGGGCCCCAGGGAGCGCCAUGGCCCGAGCACGCCAGGAGGGCAGCUCCCCGGAGCCCGUAGAGGGCCUGGCCCGCGACGGCCCGCGUCCCUUCCCCCUCAGCCGCCUGGUGCCCUCCGCCGUGUCCUGCGGCCUCUGCGAACCCGGUCUGCCUGCCGCCCCCGCCGCCCCCACCCUGCUGCCCGCUGCCUACCUCUGCGCCCCCACCGCCCCGCCCGCCGUCACCGCCGCCCUGGGGGGCCCCCGCUGGCCUGGGGGUCCCCGCAGCCGGCCCCGAGGCCCGCGCCCCGACGGUCCUCAGCCCUCACUCUCGCCGGCGGAGCAGCACCUGGAAUCGCCAGUGCCCAGCGCUCCGGGGGCCCUGGCGGGCGGCCCCACCCAAGCAGCCCCGGGAAUCCGGGGGGAGGAGGAGCAGUGGGCCCGAGAGAUCGGGGCCCAGCUGCGGCGGAUGGCUGACGAUCUCAACGCGCUGUACGAGCGGCGGAGACAAGAGGAGCAGCAGCGACACCGCCCCUCGCCCUGGAGGGUUCUGUACAAUCUCAUCAUGGGACUUCUGCCCUUACCCAGGGGCCGUGGAGCCCCCGAGAUGGAGCCUAAUUAGGUGCCUGCACCCGCCCGGUGGACGUCGGGGACCUGGGGGGCAGGACCCUCCCGCCUCCUGACGCCCUGGCCAGAGCGGGGGACUCUUUCUGCACCAUGUAGCAUACUGGACUCCCAGCCCUGCCUGGCCCAAGGGCGGGCCGGGGCCACCACUCCAGACCCAGCCCCGGCCUAGCCUGGGGCGCCCUGACACGGAGACAUGGACUCCAGGGGCCCUGGCUGAGAGAGAAGCCAGGGGAGAGAGGGCUGACGGACCGUAGGCGGCAGUGACCGAGGGGGUGGGGACUGAGCCACCCGCCUCUGCCGCCCACCACCAUCUCAGGAAAGGCUGCUGGUGCUGGCUGCCCGUUCCAGCUGCAGGGGUGGCACUGGGGGGGGGGUCUCUCUCCUGGUGCUCCUUCACUUUGGGCCUGGCCUCAGGCCCCUGGUGCUUCCCCCCCUCCUCCUGGGGAGGGGGCCCGUGAAGAGCAAAUGAGCCAAACGUGACCACUAGCCUCCUGGAGCCAGAGAGUGGGGUGCCUCUGCCGGCGGCCCCAGCCCGGCGCCCAGCCAUCUUCCCUGAGCCAGCCGGCAGGUGGUGGGCACGCCUGCCUCACCUUCAUCUGGGGGUGGCCAGGAGGGGCCCAGACUGUGAAUCCUGUGCUCUGCCCGUGACCACCCCCUGCCCCCAUCAAUCUCAUUGCAUAGGUUUAGAGAGAGCACGUGUGACCACUGGCAUUCAUUUGGGGGGUGGGAUAUUUUGGCGGAAACCGCCCCAGCCUUAGUCCCCAGGGCGAAGCGCUGGGGGGAAGACGGGGAGUCAGGGAGGGGGGGAAUCUCAGAAGAGGGAGGAGUCUGGGAGCGGGGAGGGAUGGCCCAGCCUGUAAAAUACUGUAUAUGCGCUGCUGUAGAUACCGGAAUGAAUUUUCUGUACAUGUUUGGUUAAUUUUUUUUGUACAUGAUUUUUGUAUGUUUCCUUUUCAAUAAAAUCAGAUUGGAACAGUGGA
This is a messenger RNA of Sus scrofa (pig), 1918 nucleotides long. It is a transcript of the gene BBC3, whose product is annotated as BCL2 binding component 3. Gene Ontology annotation, biological process: intrinsic apoptotic signaling pathway in response to endoplasmic reticulum stress; execution phase of apoptosis; release of cytochrome c from mitochondria. Gene Ontology annotation, cellular component: mitochondrion. NCBI's taxonomy places the organism in Eukaryota, Metazoa, Chordata, Mammalia, Artiodactyla, Suidae. The record is from RefSeq and is a predicted model, not a curated record.